UACAAGAACAAGAAAAGAACAGAGAGACUCGCGUCGCAUUCCAUUUAAAGGCCAAAGUGUUUUUGGUGAAAAAAAAGGGGUUAUGGCGAAGGAACACUCACGCCUCUGUUCUCAAAUGGAACAUUUCCUCCGUCCUUAUACUGAAACUGGGUCUGCUUCGUUAACCAAGGAAACGGAGAAACAACUCUUAGUUUCUCUCUCACAGGUUUAUACAGAAAUUAAGCGGUGGAUGAAGGAAUAUGAGUUCGAUGAGAGCUUUGACAUGGCGGGAAAUAUUGUUGAUGGAGGUCAAGUAAUUCCUGAGUCACAUGCUGCUAAUCAUCAUUGUUUAAGUAAUGUUUUUGAGGUCUUGUGCUGCAAUUUUGUCACAAUUCUAAUGAAGAAUAAUCUCGUAUGGAGCCCAGUUGCUCAGAUGGUCGUGGUUGCGAUGGAGAAUCCAUAUAUGAAUCAUCUAGUUGGCAAUAUCCUGGUGGCUGUUUCUGAAGUUUUGGUUGAAUCUAUACGUGAUAAGACAGAAAGCUGUUGGGGUGAAUAUAUCAAUUUACUGUAUUUUUGUGUGGAAGUUUCAAUUUUUAAUGGUCUGUCUUCUAUGGGACUUACGAUGGAGGACAAAGACUUGAGUGGGGGUCCAUCACCUUCUUCUUUAUUGAAGCUCAGCCUGAAAAGUGCAAGUUGGUCAACGGCAGCUGUUAUCAUGAGAGUUCUACACAAUGUACUGAAACAGUUGAAUCGGGAUCUUAUUGAUCAAUUUUUCAACAUUUAUUUGGAGGCUACCAUUUCUUUUAUCUCAAAUAUCCCGUGGAAUUUGCUGUCGGAGGUUUACCAUGUUCAAGGGGACUCCAGUUCAUACUGUUUGCUUCGAAUGCAAGAAGAAAAACCAGAGCCAAUACUAAUAUUUCAGGGAUAUCUUCUUCGGUUACUCUGUUCGUUGGUUAAAAGUGAUUGGACAGAUGCUGCUGUCAUCGUUUCAGCAGAGCAUCCAUUUAUUUUUGAAAUAAAAAACCUGCUUCCAAGACUUCUGUCAUCAUGCCUUAGUAAUGGACAGAGCUCUGAUAAUGUUGCGAUCUGUCAAUAUCUUAAACAUAAGAUGUUGAUACUCAUGAUUCGACUUAAUAACCAAAUCCAUUGGGACCACUCAAUUGUACUUUCGUGGUUAGAUCUUAUCCACACAUACUUUCAAGAUGUAUUAUCCCAACCUAUGGAGGGGCAGGAUUUUGUUCUAGAUAAAUAUCUUGAAGGUUCUCCAUUUGGGGUAAUGACAUUUGAUAUGGGGAACAAAUGGAAUUCGUCGAAGCAUUUACAGCGGCUGUCUAUUUUCCUUUUCCUCAAAUGUUCCUCUAGUUUGCUGAACAUGAAAGAGACGACUGAUCAACAUUAUGCAUGUAAAAAUCUUAAGUCUUGCUCAACCCUUGACAUGAAUCGCAAGUGUUGCAGUAGAAGGAAAGCUUUGCUAGAGCUCCAUGAGUGGCUUAGAGAGCUUCUCCCUGGUGAUUGUUUUAUUGACCAUGAUAUGUACUCUGAGAAAUGCAUGGACUUUGCCUCAUCCUUCUUGCAGCUAUAUAUGCAAGAGGAUGAUAUUCUAUUUGAAAUGCUCUUGCAAAUGUUAUGCUUACCAUUUUACUCUGAAAAGUUUACUAAUGAAGUGGCUUUAUCAGAUGAUGAAGUGAGAGUGUUUUCUCUGAUCUCACACCUUUUUCACCCAAUACAUUUCUUUCACCUAUUCCUGGAUGGAAUACACUAUGAUCAUCAAGUUCUUCUUGAUUAUCUUAUCUCAAAAGACACAGGGGCUAGUUCUGCUGAAUAUCUGUUGAGGUGUCUACGUAAGGUAUGUGAUUCGUGGAACAUAUUUUUUGAAUUUUUAUGGAGCAGAAAAUGUCGAAGCAGAAAAAGAAAAAAGUUUUCAACAGAUGAUUAUAACUCUAGGGGAGAGAUAUCGGUUGUGCCGAGUUGUGUUAGUGAAGAUAUUUUACCACCUGACAGCAAAUGCAAGAAAGCCUGCGGAUGUCACAAUGAGGACUAUGUAACUCAGAUGUCACCGUUUGAAUGUGCAAGGAACUGCCUUUUUCAACUUAAAGCAUCUAUUCAAAUCCUUCAUCAAAAGAAUCUGUUUCCUUAUAAUCCACAAGUGCUACUACGACGUUUAAUGCGAUUUCAGGAGCUCUGUGGAGAUGACGGACCAUAAAAGCUCGCCGUUGUCCUAUCGCCUUGAAAUCCAUGUUCGACCGCACUCCUCCAUGCCAACUUGACAUCGGUUAGUUGAGAAUGACUUCAACUUCAAAGGGACGAUAUCUCUGGACUCAUUACAGCAAAAUAUGGCUUGGAUGUGAAUCCAGUACUAGCAUUCUAGACUGCAACUUUCAAGGCGAGUUUUGUGACUUUGACUAUUGAAAUGACGAAAGCCGAAAGAUGUCGACAGGCGAUUUUUACAAUUUCUCAUCAAAUGCCUCCAGGGAAGCCAAGGUCAAAGGUUUUAGAGUUAGCAGAAUGUGCAAAGCAGUUGGAAUAAAACAUGUAGUGGCUAAUUUCCAUUUAGCUGUUAAUUACUGUUAGGAGGUGGUUAAGUGUACUGUUAGGAGUGACACGUGCUAAUCACGUGAUAAAGCUAACAGCGGGCAGCUAGCAUCCACCUCUAUAAGAGAGGAUGUAAGGAUUGAUUAGGAUUCAAUUUUUGGAAUCUCUGAGAUAUUUUCCAGA
Solanum dulcamara is the source of this 2694-nucleotide messenger RNA. RefSeq lists its product as uncharacterized. The transcript is spliced from 13 exons. The record is from RefSeq and is a predicted model, not a curated record. The coding region runs from base 83 to 2182 and encodes 699 amino acids. NCBI's taxonomy places the organism in Eukaryota, Viridiplantae, Streptophyta, Magnoliopsida, Solanales, Solanaceae.